Myotis brandtii (Brandt's bat) is the source of this 887-nucleotide messenger RNA. RefSeq names its product alcohol dehydrogenase E chain-like. Gene Ontology annotation, cellular component: cytosol. The record is from RefSeq and is a predicted model, not a curated record. Gene Ontology annotation, biological process: retinoic acid metabolic process; retinol metabolic process. Lineage: Eukaryota; Metazoa; Chordata; Mammalia; Chiroptera; Vespertilionidae. Gene Ontology annotation, molecular function: zinc ion binding; all-trans-retinol dehydrogenase (NAD+) activity. The transcript has 7 exons. The annotation marks the transcript as partial.
CAGGCCUAACCGCCCAACCGCCCAACCGCCCAACCGCCCAACCGCCCGGCGACUGGGUUGGGGACCCGCUCUCCCCCUGGAUCCUGAGUUUCCCCACCUUUGGUUCAGUUCAAGGCAACAUUAGGCAGCGCGGCGGGGCAACUGCAGCCGACUAGGCCGGGACGCACCUUGGAAAGAUGUUCCCCUGCACCCAGAUGGCGGUCAUUAGAAAGGGUCUGCAAGAAUCCAUCCGCCUCCUGGCCUGCAGAAAGAACAGAAACAUGAGCACAGCAGGAAAAGUAAUAAAAUGCAAAGCAGCUGUGCUAUGGGAGAUAAAGAAACCCUUUUCCAUUGAGGAGGUGGAGGUAGCAGCCCCUAAGGCUCAUGAAGUCCGUAUAAAGAUGGUGGCCUCAGGGGUCUGUCGGUCAGAUGACCACGUGGUUACUGGAAACUUCGCCACACCUCUUCCUGUGAUUGCAGGCCAUGAGGCAGCCGGCAUUGUGGAGAGCAUUGGAGAAGGAGUGACUGCAGUAAAGCCAGGUGAUAAAGUCAUCCCACUCUUUACUCCCCAGUGUGGAAAAUGCAAUGUUUGUAAACAUCCGGAAGGCAACUUCUGUGUGAAAAAUGAUCUGAGCAUGCCUCGUGGGACCAUGCAGGAUGGUACCACCAGGUUCACCUGCAAAGGGAAGUCCAUCAACCACUUCCUUAGCACCAGCACCUUCUCCCAGUACACAGUGGUGGACGAGAUCUCAGUGGUCAAAAUUGAUGCAGCUGCACCACUAGAUAAAGUCUGUCUGAUUGGCUGUGGAUUCACAACUGGCUAUGGGUCUGCAAUCGAAGUUGCCAAGACCAAGCAUCACCAACCUACCUGCUCUGUGGAAACCUAUGAGGAAAGCAAGAAAGCUGAG